This is a messenger RNA of Mesorhabditis belari, 843 nucleotides long. Lineage: Eukaryota; Metazoa; Nematoda; Chromadorea; Rhabditida; Rhabditidae. The record is from the annotation of a GenBank genome assembly.
AUGGUCGAGGAAUUGCCGAUGGAGCAGAUUGACGACUUGCCGGAGCUUAUAGAUGAAGAAGCGCCACUGAAAUUGCCUCCAUUGCUAGAAUCACUGAUGGAAAAGCCACAAGAAGAAACAUGGAAGAUGGCUAAAGGAAGAAAGCGAAAGUCACAAAAGGAUAUAGAAAUGGAAGACCUUGGAGAUGGAGCAACUUUGGAAGGGGGCGAAGAUAUUCUUCGAAAGACAAGUGACGAUAUUCCGACCUCCGUAGUGGAUAAUUCUGAAGCCACACACUCGAAAAGGUCAAAAGGGGAAUUGAAUGAAGCCAGGAAGAUCCAAGUUCCGCCAAGUCGUUACGGGCCUUUGAAAGAACAAUGGGUGCAACUUUUGACUCCAGUUGUGAAACAGCUCGAAUUGCAAAUGCGCUAUAAUUUGAAGAAACGCGUAGUCGAAAUCAGAAAUCCUCCAGGAACACAGGAUACAACUAAGCUGCAGAAGGCUGCUGAUUUUGUCCGUGCCUUUGUUCUCGGUUUCGACAUUCAAGAUGCGCUGGCACUAAUCAGAAUGGAUCACCUCUUUUUGGAAACUUUUGAGAUUGACGAUGUAAAAUUUUCGCUCAAAGGAGAGAAUAAAGCACGUGCAAUCGGGCGCAUUGCUGGACAGCACGGCCAAACAAAGUACACUAUCGAAAACGUUACUAAAACACGGAUUGUCCUGGCUGGCACAAAGGUCCAUUUGUUGGGAGCAUAUCAAAACAUUCGCAUGGCUCGUCACUCAAUUUGCAGUCUCAUCCUAGGUGCUCAGCCAUCAAAAGUCUACGGGACACUUCGACAUUAUGCUGCCCGAUUAAAUGAGCGAAUU